AGUAAUCGAAGGCCAUUUGCAACAAAAAUUUGAUAAAAAAAAAACGAGCCGUAGAGAGACACUUUAAGGAUCAUUGCACAAUUGACAACUAAAAGACUAUAAAUAUUUACAUCAAUUUACAACACGUAACAUAGACAAAAAUAAUGGAAGAGGAAGAGAACACCGUACAGCUCAGGCAAGUGAAGCCGAUUGUCGUAAACGAUAAGAACGGUACCGUUUACGGCAACCAGGGUGGACCGGAAAUAAUCUCAGGACACGAUAACCCAGCUUUUGACCCGGAAGUGGGUGCUGAAGUGAAACAAGUAAAUGGAAACAUUAAGAAACAAAAUGACGAUGAUGAGGAAUAUGAUUCAGAAGAAGAUGAAAUCGAGGCCGAUUAUGGGAACUCCUGUUCUCGUGGAGUUCUACGACUCCAGACGCUCAUCUUUGGCUCGUUCAAAACCCACAAAGAGAUGAUCAUGAGUUGUGUGUAUGUCUGUCUGUUGACGCUGUAUAUGGCGUACUUUAUAUCGGCCAUGGUGUAUCGUUUCGGUGAUGAGGGCUCCUGGCGGCUGCUCGUUUGUACGAUUUUGUUGGCGCUGUACGUUGGAUAUUUUGCGAUGCAUUCGGUGUUCGGGGAACAGAUAACAAUUUACUUCUACUGGAGUAGGCUGCAGAAGGAGACAAGAAAUAAAAUAGCCAAGUGGUUUCACCUCAUACUUUGUGUAUUGCUGGCUCUGGGGGUCGUGAUUUACGUUAUAGCAGAGGUGGCACUAAAAACCCCAAAGAACCUGAUUUCUCUGACGGGAAUGGUCUUCUUCAUUGUGACGUUCUACAUUUUUUCACACAAUCCCGCAAGGGUGAACUGGAGACCCGUGUUCUGGGGUUUGAUUAUACAGUUUUAUUUCGCCCUCGCCAUUUUACGCUGGGACCCUGGUUACCGGGCCUUUCGCUGGCUGGGGGACAGAGUGUCGGAAUUCCUACUGUACACAGACGAGGGAUCCAAGUUUGUGUUCGGAGAAAAAUUCGAAAUGCAUUAUUUUGCUUUUAAGGUCCUGACUGUGAUAGUCUUCUUCAGCUCCUUCAUCUCUAUCCUCUAUUACCUCGGGGUCAUGCAGUUCAUCAUUCGACACAUCGCCCGCUUCAUGGCUACUGUUAUGGGUACCUCCCCCGCGGAAUCCCUCAACGCCGCUGGGAAUAUCUUCAUAGGACAGAGUGAAGCCCCCUUGUUGAUCCGCCCCUUUCUUUCCAAAAUGACCAGAUCAGAGCUGCACGCCAUUUGUACCGGAGGGUUUGCAACCAUUGCCGGAAGUGUCAUGGCUGCUUACAUCUUAUACAAGGUUCCGGCCAACCAUCUUUUGUCCGCCUCUGUAAUGUCUGCACCUGCAGCUCUGGCUAUGUCAAAACUGUUCUACCCCGAGACCCGGCGCUCAAGGGCAGGGAAGGAGGUCUACAAUAUGGCGUCAGGACAGGAGAGGAAUAUCAUUGAGGCGGCGUCUUUAGGGGCUUCACAGUCCAUAUCUCUCAUCGCCAACAUAGCUGUCAAUCUCAUCGCUUUCAUUGCCCUCAUCGAAUUCGUAAAUCAGACCUUGAUUUGGUUUGGUAACCGUAUAGGCAUGGAAAAACCCGGUGAGGAACUCACAUUCCAGUUUCUCUGUUCCUACGUUUUCUACCCGGUGGCGUUCUUGAUGGGGGUGGAGGCGACAGACUGCUUUGAUGUCGCUAAGUUGAUUGGAUACAAGACAUUUAUCAAUGAGUUCUACGCCUACACAAAGCUCUCUGUGUUCAUCAGUAAUCAAGAGAAUCUCACGUGGUAUGAAACUCUACCGAGCACUGAUUCCAAUUUUACGGGGAGGUGGCAUUUUGAAGGAAGUGACAUCGUUUAUGAGGACUUUAACCAUACAUUAACCGGAGGGAUACUUCAGGACCGGUCAGUGGUAAUUUCCACGUACGCUCUCUGUGGAUUUUCCAACCUCGCUUCCAUCGGCGUGAUGCUUGGCGCCUUAGGCGCAAUGGCGCCAAAUCGAAAGUCGGCUCUCGCCCAGGUUGUCAUCAGAGCCAUGAUUGCGGGAAAUGUUGCGUGCUUCAUGACUGCGUGUAUAGCUGGUUUAUUGUAUGAAGAAAAAUAGAUGUAAUUAUUUAGUUUUAGUGUACAUAAAAGCAUAAUAUACGUGUGUGUUUUUCUGUGAGAAAGGAUAAGGUUCAGACGUUCGUAGAUUUUUUGUUUUACUAUUAGAGAGGCCAAUUUGAAUGCAGUCAUAAUUUUAUCUCUGAAUUCUAAAUGAAUAUUUCAGUUUCGAAUUCAGUGCCCAUGUAGUUUUUAGGAUGUUUUUGAUUUUAGCAUCAAUAUCAACUUAUGGCCAGUUGUAAAACAUAAUUUUACGUUACACACGUUUUGAUACAGGAAAAAGAGGGAAAAAAAUGAUUUUUUUAACCCUAACUAGUUAAGAUUUUUACCCAAAGAAUCAUCUUUUUUAAAACUCUGUACUCAUCAUGACUAUAAAGCAUAGGCUAUUACAGUAAAAUUUGUCUAAUCCAGGAGAUGUAUACUUCGAAUUCUUGCAUAAUACGAUAUAAACCUAAGUCUCUUUCAAUAAUUUCAAUUGCUUAAAAAUUGAAAUGAAAUAAGCAAAAAAUAAAUGAUACAAACAAGUACUACAUGUAGCUUAAACAAACACAUUUUUGGGAUAUUAAUUUACAAGUUCAAGACAUUAAUAUGAGUAGUAUUCCAGAAAUUACCUAAUGCCUAAUUAUUUAUUUUCGUUUUCGUAUAAUUGUCUAUAGUCUAGUUUGUUUUAUCUUUCACAAGGUACAAUGUACUAUGUAUCUACAUACAAUAUGUUUUAUUUACCUUUUGUGCAAUCUGAGAAUUUUUAAGUAGGUGCUACUAUUCAUCUUAUUGUUAUUUUUUCUGACUUUUCUGCUUUUUUCAUUAUUCUUCCUUUUUUU
Molecule: messenger RNA, 2928 nt
Organism: Saccostrea cuccullata (small rock oyster)
Lineage: Eukaryota; Metazoa; Mollusca; Bivalvia; Ostreida; Ostreidae
Product: solute carrier family 28 member 3-like
Exons: 12
Coding region: 144-2108 (654 amino acids)
Biological process (GO): nucleoside transmembrane transport
Cellular component (GO): plasma membrane
Molecular function (GO): nucleoside:sodium symporter activity
Source: RefSeq, a predicted model, not a curated record